ACCGCACCGCAUUCAAGAUCAAAACAAAUCACUUCAUUGAGUAAAAUCAAUCUUUUAAAAGAUUGCGUCAAGGAAAGUUAUACUGUCAAAUCUGUACAGAAUUAAUUUCUCAUUUGACAGCUAAAGAAAUCUAAUUCUAUCAUAUAUCAGGAGCCAUGGCUGAGAUGGCAAGUGCACGUGUAAAAGAGGCAAUUAAUUCAAUGCUUGAAGAAAUCGACAGUUCUUGUAUGAGAAAAAUGCAGGGUAAUAUGCACAAAUGUGCGGCUAAUUGUUGUGACAAUCCAUCAGCCUCAAUGGAAGAAGUGCACAGAUGUAUAGAAUCUUGCAGUUCUACUAUUACGGAUGCCCAAAAUUUUUUACAAAAUGAACUUACUAAUUAUCAGGAUAGAAUUCAACGCUGUGUUAUGCAAUGUCAAGACAAUAUCAGAGAUAAAAUUACUGCAUCCACAACCGAGGCUGAAGUUUCUGGUUUCAAGAAAGAUUUUGAGCAGUGUGUUGUUAAGUGUGCUGAUACACAUAUUGCAUUAAUACCAUCAAUGUUGAAAAGGAUAAAAGAUGUUUUGUUUAGCAAAUCACAAAAUAAUAAACUAUCUAUAUAAUAAAAAAAUAUAUAGCCAUAGAUAAUUUGAAAAAUAGUUAUGACUCAUUAAGUGUAGUAUUUUUUAAAAUAAUAUAAAUGCUUCAAUAAAAUAAGUUUCAACUUA
Messenger RNA from Uloborus diversus, 704 nucleotides. Its product is annotated as protein FAM136A-like. Bases 156 to 599 code for a protein of 147 amino acids. Gene Ontology annotation, cellular component: cytoplasm. The transcript has 3 exons. The record is from RefSeq and is a predicted model, not a curated record. Lineage: Eukaryota; Metazoa; Arthropoda; Arachnida; Araneae; Uloboridae.